Contarinia nasturtii (swede midge) is the source of this 562-nucleotide messenger RNA. Its product is annotated as kelch-like protein 18. The transcript is spliced from 8 exons. NCBI's taxonomy places the organism in Eukaryota, Metazoa, Arthropoda, Insecta, Diptera, Cecidomyiidae. The coding region runs from base 49 to 408 and encodes 119 amino acids. The record is from RefSeq and is a predicted model, not a curated record. Gene Ontology annotation, molecular function: protein binding.
UUUUCUAUGUGACUCACCCUCAGGUAUGAUCCCAUCGCAAAUGCGUGGAUGAAAGUUCAACCAAUGCUCAAUCGACGCUGUAGGCUCGGUGUAGCAACUCUCAACGAUAAAUUAUAUGCAUGUGGAGGCUAUGAUGGGAAUUCAUUUCUAAAGAGUGUCGAAGAAUAUGAUCCUAUAAAAGAUGAAUGGCGAUUAGUAGCACCGAUGAAUGUAAAACGAAGUCGUGUGGCUCUAUGUGCUAACAUGGGUAAAUUAUGGGCAAUUGGAGGUUAUGAUGGCGAAAUUAAUCUCUCGACUGUUGAGGUGUAUAAUCCAAAAGAUGAUUGUUGGACAUUCGUUGCCCCAAUGUGUGCCCAUGGUGGCGGAGUUGGAGUCGGUGUAAUUCCAGCUGUAAUUCCACAUCAAUAAUGUCUUAAAUUGGUUUCGAUUAGAUUAAGUAAUUAGAGAAAAUGUAUUUUCAAUUGGGAAAGUUGUAUAAUUUGUUAACUUUAUGAUUGAAAAUCACUUUGUAUGAAAAAUAAAAUUAAUUGUUCUAAGAAAUCAACAUCUAUUCACAAUUCAA